Molecule: messenger RNA, 1759 nt
Organism: Coregonus sp. 'balchen'
Lineage: Eukaryota; Metazoa; Chordata; Actinopteri; Salmoniformes; Salmonidae
Source: the annotation of a GenBank genome assembly
GGCAUUUAUCAUGGGGAAGCUAUGUGAGCUGGCCCUGGUGUCUCUGGCCCUCCUGGCUCUGCUUCAUACUGACUCUACAUGGGCCAAGAGAAGUGGCAGCAGUAGCAGCAGCAAAAAGUCUUCAUCCAACAACAGGGGCUCAGAAAAAAAGCCAUCAAAAACAUCAAACACGCAGACAGGAAGCUACCCCAGACAACCACAGAGCCCCAACAGGAACCCUAACUCAUACCCAGCAGGAGGUAGUUAUCCAGGGAGAGGUACCAAUCAAAACCAGAACCCAGCCGGUGGAUACCCUGCAGCAGGUGGAAACCACAACCAGCAGUAUCCAGGCCGGGGAACCAACCAAGGAGGAUAUCCUAACCAAAACCCUGCUGCAGGUGGCUAUCCUGCUGCAGGUGGCUAUCCUGCUGCAGGUGGCUAUCCUGCUGCAGGUGGCUACCCCAACCAGCAGUAUCCAGGCAGAGCCAAUCCUGGGGGAUAUCCAAACCAGAACCCUGCAGCUGGAGGUUACCCAGCCGCUGGUGGCUAUCCUGCAGCAGGUGGCUAUCCUGCAGCAGGUGGCUAUCCCAACCAGCAGUAUCCAGGCAGAGCCAAUCCUGGGGGAUAUCCAAACCAGAACCCUGUAGCUGGAGGUUACCCAGCCGCUGGUGGCUAUCCCAACCAGCAGUAUCCAGGCCGGGCAAAUCCUGGGGGAUAUCCAAACCAGAAUCCAGCAGCGGGUGGUUACCCUGCAGCAGCAGGCUACCCCAACCAGAAUCCAGGAAGAGGAGGAGUCAAUCCGGGAUACCCAGCUGGAGGUUACCCAGUAAGAGGGGGAAAUACUGGACAAGGCUGGGGGCAGGCAGGGGGCUACCCUGGUGGAGGGAUGGGAGGAGGUUACCAACCCAACUGGAACCCAAACAAUAAGAUCCUCAGUCCCCGCUAUGGUGGAGGCUAUGGUUAUGGAGGUGGGCAUGGGGGUAUGGGAGGUGGCUCUCCCUUCUCACGCUCAGUUCAGGGUAUGGGGCACUACCCCUCUACUCAGUCCAAGGGCUUUGCUAAGAAGGCUCUUAUGGCCGCAGGGGUUGGGGCCGUGGCAGGUAUGGCAAUAGGCUAUGGCCUUGGGCGUUUCCCUCGCCCACACUUUAACUUCCGCAACCCUCAGGAGGAGCAGUCCUACAACAACUACAUGUACAGCAAAUACGGCGAACGCUCCACAGACGAAAACGACUAUGGCCGGGACUAUACCUACAAAGUACCACCGCGGGCAGAGUCUUACGACAGCUUCAUGGAUACCUGCAUGAAGAGGAACGACCUUCUGCAGGAUCAGGGCAGCGACUCCCAGGCCACACCUAACAACCAGAGGAACAACCCCCAGGUAGCCAACAGCCAGAGCAUGCCCAUCACUCCUGAGGUGGAGAACAGCAGUCCAGCUAGCAACCAGGAGGGAACAGACACAGUGAAGCCUCUCACCCCAGCCCAUGUGGAGAUAGCUGGAGAGGGUAAGGGUAAGGAGGAGGAUGACGGCCCAACAGUGAGCAUUGAGGAGAUUGGUUACCCUGUGUUGGUGGAGCAGCUGAAGAACCGUAAGUGUGUGGAGCUGUACAUGAACUACUCAGAGCGCUUCCUGGAGAAGCAGACAGCUGAACGCAGCAGCAGCGGCAGCAACAACAACAACAACAACAAGUAUGAGAACAGUCACAGUAACCCCCUCGGCCAGGGGCUGGUACAGCUGAUAACCACCCUCCUCAUGGUCCUGAGCAGCACUCUCCUGCUGCAG